UAAAAAGUUGUAAAAAUUGAAAAGGAUAUAUGUGUAAAAAAAUUGAAAUUAUUUAAACUAAAAUAGUGCAUUUUGUUAAUGAAAUAAACUAAUUAAUUAAAGUCAAAGUAAUGGAUAAAUCGAGCAACGUCAGUCCAAGUGAAUACCGUGUUACCCGAUCCAGCAUGACGCCCACGCUGCGACUGCAGCAGAGUCCCAGGCGUCAACAACAACAACAACAAGCCGAACAACAACCAAUCAGAGAGCAACAACAACAAAAACAACGUAGCAAAUCGAAAUCACCAACUUCACCGCCAGGUGGCGGCAAAGUAAAGUCAACCGCUUUACAGCAACAACAGGCGGCAGUGACGUCGACGCCGACGGCAACGUCAACAGCGACGCAUCAUCAAUUUCGUGCGCCUGCACAGCAACAACAGGCAGCGAAGCACAAGAGCAACAGCAACAACAACAACAAAGCUUGGAGCAAACGUCAGCAUAAAACAAGCGGCAAAUACAACGCCAGCGCCUGCGUCGGCGCCAGCGCACAGCAGCAACAUCAUCAUCAUAAUCAUAAUCAUCAUCAGCAUCAACAUCAUCAGCAGCAGCAGCAACAACAUCAACAGCAGCAGCAGCAUUCACAUCAUGCCAAUGGCAGCGCCGUUGGCGUCGCUGCACAAGCCGCUGCCGGCGCCGGCGUCGGUUCGCUGCCACCAACCGCAGCAUCAGCGUCAGCGGCGGACAAAGCUGAUCUUGAGAAUAUCCAAAAUAUAAAGAAUCAAAUAUCUGGACACGCCCAUAGCGGUACACAUCAUGGGGGCGUUACACAUCAUAAUAAAAGUGGCGGUGCUGCUGGCGUCGGCGCUGCCGCCGGCAGCGGUAAUCAACAUCAUCACAAUACGCGCUUGGCGCAGAUUGCAGCGUCCACAGUUGGCAACAGUCUGACCAUGGCCACAAUGGACGCCAAGUUGGGGCAUGGACACGGCCUGAAGGGGCAGCAACAGCUCUACAAGAAGAUGUUGACGCACAGGGGUCACCAUCAUCACGUGUUGUGCGCCGGCAACAACGCGAAUCACACUUGCUGCCUCGUCACUGGCUGCAACGGCAGCGUCGGCAGCGGCGCCGGCAAAGAUACGCAAAGCAACAAGGACACAAGUUCGCUGAGUGGCAACAGCAGCAUCAUUUCGGGCAGCGCUGCAGCAGCGGCUGCGGCCAAUGCAGUGCAUUAUUGUUGCGGACGCUCCAAGUUCUUUUUGCCAGAGAAGCGAUUGCGCAAAGAGGUGAUUGUGCCACCCACCAAGUUUCUACUGGGCGGAAACAUUUCGGAUCCGCUCAAUCUGAAUUCGCUGCAACAUGAGAACACGUCGAAUGCAUCGUCGAGCAACAAUACGCCGGCGACGACGCCGCGUCAGUCGCCGAUAACGACGCCGCCGAAAGUGGAGGUGAUAAUACCGCCGAAUAUUCAUGAUCCGUUGCAUUUGCUGGAUCCGGUGGAUUCCAUGGAGUAUGAGAAGCAGCUGACGUCACCGAUGAAGCGGGGUGGCAUGUUGACACGCGGCAGCCACUUGAAGCAGCAGCAGCAGCAACAACAGCCGCAUCAUCGUCAGCAUCGAACGCGCAAGAAUCGCAAGCGUCGACGUUUCGAUUCCAAUAAUACAUCGUAUGGCGGCGACGAUGUCGCUGCUGGCGUUGACGGCAUCGCUGAGACGUCAACGCUUUCGAUUUCACUGGACGAUGUGCCAACAGCAGCAGCAACUGUUGCAGUAGCAGCGGUAGCAGCAGCAGCAGAGCUGGCAACUGGCACAACAACAGCAACAGCCACAGCAGCCGAAGGAACAGCAGCAGCAGCACUAAAACCAACAACAACAACAACUACAGCAGCAGCAUCGCCAGUGGCUGCAUUGAGCGCAACUCUGCUGAGCGAGGCAGCAGCGUCGGCUUCAGUUGAAACAAUGGAAUUGACACAACAGCAGGCGCAUGUGCGCUCUCGCUCUCCGCAAGCAGCGGCUACUGCAAUGGAGGAGACAACAACGCCAGCGCUCGCAGCCGGCGCUCAAACGCUCUCACCACUGGAACAAAUGGAAUGCAACAAUGUGAGGGCGACAGUGGCGUCGCUGUCACCACUACAAGCACAGCAGCAACAUGUGGCCACAGUUGCCGAGCCACCAAACAGCGCCAACAACACCAAUAUGCAGGCAACAGCAGCAGCUGCUGCUACUGCUGCUGCAGCAGUUGGCAGUAGCAGCGCUGCCGAUUUGGUGCUCGGCGCAGCGACAUCCGCAUCGACGUCGGCAGCAACGCUGGCCGUGGCGUCGACGCUGGCUGAUCGGCGUGCGCUGGCUAGCCGCGAUUUACGCUUAGAUUUGGACAGCACGUGCUACGGUGUUGGUGGAACGGGUCUGAGCUUUGCUGCUAGCAGCGCAGCCAGCACUAGCAGCGGUGGCAGCAGAAAACGUAAAACAAGUGAGAGCAAUAACUCGCAAAAGAGUAAGAAAUUCCAUCGACACGAUGCCAUGGAUAAAAUUGUGAGUCCGGUGGUGCCACAGCCGGGGGCAUGGAAGCGUCCGCCUCGCAUAUUGCAACCGAUGGGUGCACGCAAACCGAACACGCGACGCUCGACUUCGUUCAGUGAAACGGAACUGUUGAGUCCUGUCGAGGAGUUGCCACCUAAACCGUUGCCAGUAAUUGAAGUUGUGGAGAUACCUCGUGAUGAUACGCCGGAUCUGUCGGAGCAUGGCCUUGGCAGUCCAUUGAGCGCCAUUUCCGCAGCCACUUCCCACACAGCCGGAGAACCGGAAGUGCUCACAGCGGAUGAGGCAACAACAGCAGUAGCAGUAGCAACAACAACAACAACAGCAGCUGUAGAACAACCUGUGGUUGGACUAAUGCUGGAACCAGCAUUAAUUCCACCACUUGGCCAAAAGUUGCCCAAAUUUCGUGCAGAUGGAUUGAAGUAUCGAUAUGGCAACUUUGAUCGCUAUGUGGAUUUUCGUCAAUUGAACGAAUUUCGUGAUGUGCGAUUGCAAGUCUUCGAGCGACACUCGGAGCUGUUUGAGAACAAGGAUAUACUCGAUAUUGGCUGCAAUGUGGGUCACAUGACCAUCACAGUGGCGCGACAUUUGGCGCCCAAAAGCAUUUUGGGCAUCGAUAUCGAUCGGGAGCUUGUGGCACGUGCCCGUCGCAAUCUGUCCAUCUUUGUGCGCAUACCGAAAGAGGAGCCGAAGCUGGAGCCAAAGUUGGAGCUGGGCUUGCCACCGUUGCUACAGUCUACACCCGAUAAAAUGGAGCAAAGCGAUAGUAAUGCCCAUAAGAAGACGCGACGUGGCAAAAAGCGACGCAAGGCACAACUGCAACAACAACAGCAACAACAACAGCAGCAGCUGGCACUGCAUACGCAUCUCCAUCAUUCUCAUCUUCAUCCUCAUCCCCAUCAUCAUCAUCAUCAUCAUAAUCACCAUCAUCAUCAUCACCAUCAUCAUCAUAGCCAUCAGCAUCAUUUGGAUAUGCAGCAACAGCAGAAACUUGAUGCACUUUUGGUUAAACCACACGAAUUCUUUCCCAUCUCGUUUCCGCUCACAUAUGGCGGUAUACCCCACCUACAGCCACCCACCUCGGCCAAAUCGCCAGCGAAUCCAUUGACCAAAAAUCAAUUCCCGCAAAAUGUAUUCUUUCGUCAAACGAACUAUGUACUCAAGGAUGAGUCUCUCAUGUCAAAUGAUACACAACAGUACGAUCUCAUAUUGUGUCUAUCUGUCACCAAAUGGAUGCAUCUCAAUUUCGGUGAUGCUGGCCUCAAAUUGGCCUUUAAACGCAUCUUUAAUCAGUUGCGACCCGGUGGCAAGCUCAUACUCGAGGCACAGAAUUGGGCUAGCUAUAAAAAGAAAAAGAAUCUAACGCCGGAAAUCUACAACAAUUACAAGCAAAUCGAAUUCUUUCCUCAUAAAUUUCACGAGUAUUUGCUCAGCUCGGAGGUGGGAUUCAGUCAUAGUUAUACUCUGGGCGUGCCAAGGCAUAUGAGCAAGGGUUUCUGUCGACCCAUACAGCUGUACGCCAAAGGCGACUACACACCGAAUCAUGUACGCUGGAGCGAUGCAUAUUAUCCGCAGACGCCGUAUGAGGCAUAUCGUGGUAUCUAUGCCACAUUGCCGGCUCAUCGCACGGGCGGUGGGAGUAGCAGUGCGGGGGGGAGUCACGGUGGCCAUGCCCAGCAUUUGCAUCUAUUGAGCAGCUCGACACGUUCACAGAACUAUGAUACGCCCCACUAUGCGGGCAGUGCCUCGGGCUCGGCAAGCUGCAGGCAGACACCGAUGUAUCAGCAUACAUAUAAUCCCCUGGAGACGGACUCGUAUCAGCCCAGCUAUGACAUGGAGUAUCUGAAUCAUAUGUAUGUCUUUGCAUCGCCAUUAUAUCAGACGGUGUGGUCACCGCCGGCUUCGUUGAGGAAGAGUUCAUCGCAUACGCCAGUGUUUGGCAGUGUGAGGGAAGCGGAACUGGAUGGAGAUGGGAGUAUUGGUGGUGGGGGCAGCGGAGGUGGCAGCUAUCAUCGUCAUGUCUAUCCGCCGAAUGAUGACACCUGUUCACCAAAUGCGAAUGCUUGCAAUGCUUUUAAUUCCAUACGCGAUGCAGAUACGGAUGAUUCAAAUCAAUUGCCAGGCGGCAGCAGGCGACAUGUUUAUGCCACCAACUGUGGCGAGAGCUCAUCAUCGCCGCAGGUGAAUCAUCACGAGGCGGCAGCUGAAUUUGUCGAUGCACUCAUGGAUGAUGAACAGAAGACGUUGGCUGCGGGCAGCGGCGCCGCAUACUGUGAUCUCUCGGAUGCAUAGACUGGAGCUGACAGCGGCUGGAAUUUAAAUGUGUCAAAAAGAAACUUUUAAAAAUAAUACAAAAUAUAUAUACAUCAAAAUAUAAAAAGCAAAAAAAAAAAAGAAAACGAAAAUUGUAAUAUAAGAUCUGUUUCAUAAGCAAUUUAAAUGAUUUAUCAAAAGUCGAUAACAAUUUGUGGGAUGCAACAGAUCUUUGAUAGACAUGUAAAAUGUAUAACGCAAACGAGACGCUUAUGAUUUUUGUAAUAAUGAACUUGCAUAUAUAUUUUUUAUAUGUAGUAGUUUAAUGGAAGUACACACAAUACAUAUAUAUACAUCUAUAUAUAUUUACAGUAGCCUUUAUAUAGAAAUUAGCUUUCACUUGCGCUUAAUAAUGAAUUUUCUUUUAUACUACUGAUUUAUUCUCUUGUUGGCAGUUCAAAUCUAUAUUUAAGUUAAAUGUAAAUUACAGUUCUUUAAGCAAUACACAUUUACACCUACACACACCCACACAUACAGAGAAUAUUCUGUAGCUUUAUAAGCAAUUUAUAUGUGCUAUAUAUAUAGAAUAUUUGCAUAUACAUAUAUAUAAUAAUUAUAUUGAAACUCAAAAUGAAAACCGCAACUAUUUUUGAUUAACAUAUUUGGAAAACGCUGCAAGGGAUCGCUGUAAAAUGUUAACGAAACACAUGACAGAAAAACCAUUCAAAA
Molecule: messenger RNA, 5489 nt
Organism: Drosophila innubila
Lineage: Eukaryota; Metazoa; Arthropoda; Insecta; Diptera; Drosophilidae
Gene: bin3
Product: probable RNA methyltransferase bin3
Exons: 6
Coding region: 111-4799 (1562 amino acids)
Biological process (GO): snRNA modification
Molecular function (GO): O-methyltransferase activity; snRNA binding; RNA methyltransferase activity
Source: RefSeq, a predicted model, not a curated record